Aspergillus sclerotioniger CBS 115572 is the source of this 732-nucleotide messenger RNA. RefSeq names its product putative NADPH-dependent 1-acyl dihydroxyacetone phosphate reductase. The coding region runs from base 1 to 732 and encodes 243 amino acids. The record is from RefSeq and is a predicted model, not a curated record. The transcript has 3 exons. NCBI's taxonomy places the organism in Eukaryota, Fungi, Ascomycota, Eurotiomycetes, Eurotiales, Aspergillaceae.
AUGCCACCCACAAUUGUCUUCAUCACCGGAACCAACCGCGGUAUAGGAAAGGGUAUACUGGAGCUCUACCUGAAGAAGCCCAACCAUACCGUCAUUGCGGCAAACCGAGACCCCAACCACCCGACUUCCACGGCUCUCGCGGAUCUCCCGAAAGCAGAGGGUACCACAUUACUAAUUGUCAAGCACGAAGCCACCUCUCCAACCGACUCAGCUGCUGCCGUGAAGGAGCUAUUAGCCCAGGGCAUUUCCCACAUCGACAUCCUCAUCGCAAACGCCGCUAUCGCUCUUUGCUGGCCCAAGGUGUCCGAGGUGAAGGUUGAGGAUAUUCAGAAGCAUGUCGAUGUCAAUGUUUACGGGUUCAUCCGUCUCUAUCAAGCUUUUCGACCUCUUCUUCAGGAGGCCAGGGAUCCGAAAUGGGUGACGAUUGGGUCAAAUGCUGGGAACUUUGGACCUUUCCCAAACGCGGCAUACGCUCCCAGUAAAGUGGUUCAACACUGGUACACUAGGUCUAUCUCGGCUGAAGACCCAUGGCUAACGGCUUUUCCCAUUGAUCCUGGUUGGGUGCAAACGGAUCUUGGCCAGCGCGGGGCUGAUUGGUUUGGAGUUGAUCGGACUGCUGCGAUUACAGUGGAAGAAAGUGUUACGGGUGUGGUUAAGGUAAUCGACGCUUCUACACGAGAAACUCACAGUGGGAAGUUGACUAGAUAUAAUGGUAAGGAAGAGCCAUGGUGA